AUGGAUAGAUUACAACCAUCUCUGCGAUCCUUGCAUCGGAAAACGGAGUUCGCAGAUAUUGAUAACAUCGACCCAGCAGCAAGCGCCUCAAGAAUCAGCAAUGACUCAGCCCCGAUGGCUCCCAAUGGCCAGGGAACUGCUAAAUCCAAGGACUAUAACGAUGAUUCAGUGCGCCAGAAGGUGCCUUUGACACAACAACAACUUACCGCGCAAUACAAGGCUCAGGGUCGGAAUAUCCGAAAUGAGAGUGUACGUCUUGGGGGUAAACGGUUUCGCGAUGAGGGGUUGACUUCCGAAAAGCAGUCCGGGGAGUUUGAAGGUCAGAAUCUGAAGGGGCGUGAUAUUGAGGGGUGCGCGGAAGGGAAACGUGUUUGUGGGAAGUAG
Hymenoscyphus albidus is the source of this 384-nucleotide messenger RNA. NCBI's taxonomy places the organism in Eukaryota, Fungi, Ascomycota, Leotiomycetes, Helotiales, Helotiaceae. The record is from the annotation of a GenBank genome assembly.